AUGAGGUUCGGUGAGCAUCUCCGUUCCUCCAUGAUCAAGGAGUACUAUCCGUACUACAUUGCCUACGACGAGCUCAAGAAAGCCCUCAAGACCGACUUUGUCACCCAACCAACCCCCGAAAACGUCAAACCCGCCCGCAAGGAAUGGACCGAGGACGACGAGACCACCUUUGUCACCCUGCUCGAGUCUGAACUCGACAAGGUCUUUCAAUUCCAGAAGCGCAAAUCCGAGGAAAUCGUCGAGCGCAUCAAGGCGAGCGAGGUCGAGGUGAAUGACGUCGUCUCCCGUCUGGAUGACAGCAAAGGGUCCCGUCGCCAGAGCUCCCACACGUCGAGGCCACCGCCCACCGACGAGGAUUUCCUGCUGUUGGAGCAGGUACUGUCCGACAUCAUCGCCGAUGUGCACGAUCUGGCCAAAUUCACUCAAUUGAAUUAUACCGGCUUCCAGAAGAUCAUCAAGAAGCACGAUAAAGAGACAAAAUGGUAUCUCAAGCCCGUGUUCGCCGCCCGACUCAAUGCCAAACCCUUCUUCAAGGACAACUACGAUGCCUUCGUGGUGAAGCUUUCCAAACUCUACGACCUGGUCCGCACCAAGGGUAACCCGGUCAAGGGCGACUCAGCCGCCGGUGGGGCCCAGCAGAACUUUGUGCGUCAGACCACCAAGUACUGGGUACAUCGUGAUAACAUCACCGAGCUCAAGCUGGUGAUUUUGAAACACUUGCCAGUGCUGGUUUUUAAUGCCAGCAAGGAGUUUGAGGAGAAGGACACGGCCAUCUCCUCCAUCUACUUCGAUAACACCGAUACCUGGGAGCUGUACCAAGGCCGUCUUAAGAAGACCGAGGGUGCUGAGGCCAUUCGUCUGCGCUGGUAUGGAGGCAUGGAGAGCGACCAGAUUUUCGUUGAGCGCAAGACCCAUCGUGAAGACUGGACUGGUGAAAAGUCCGUCAAGGCCCGUUUUGCCCUCAAGGAGAAGAAUGUCAAUGCCUUUCUGGAUGGCCGCAUGACUGUGGAGCAUGUCUUUGACAAGAUGCGCAAGGAAGGCAAGAAGAGUACGGACGAAAUCAACGAUCUUGAGCAGCUUGCCCGCGAAAUUCAAUACCGAGUCAUCACCCGCCGCCUCGUCCCCGUCACUCGCACGUUCUACCACCGUACCGCCUUCCAGCUGCCUGGCGAUGCCCGUGUGCGUAUCUCGCUUGAUACCGAGCUCACCAUGAUCCGUGAGGAUAACUUGGAUGGCCGCCGGCGUGCUGGAGCCAACUGGCGGCGCAUGGAUAUUGGCGUCGACUAUCCGUUCUCGCAGCUGCCGCCAGAGGACAUUGACCGCUUCCCGUACGCGGUGUUGGAGGUCAAGCUGCAGACGCAGGCAGGCCAGGAGCCACCGCAGUGGAUCCGAGAUCUGACCGCGUCGCACCUCGUCGAGGCCGUGCCCAAGUUCAGCAAGUUUAUCCACGGCACGGCGACUUUGUUCCCUACUCGCAUCAACCUCCUGCCUUUCUGGUUCCCGCAGAUGGACACUGAUAUCCGCAAGCCCCCGACCCGCCGAUACGGUAUCCACCGCCCGAUGGCGAGCACGUCGAUGUCUGUGAAUGAUGAGGACUCGGACGACGACGAGUCCCCGCAGAUGACCGAAAGUGCUACGCUGAACGGGUCGCGCGAGGGCUCGGAUGAUCGAUACCUCUUCACCGAGACGAACGGCAACGAGCUAGACAUUGAGGAGCGUAUCGCUGCGCGCCCCUUGGCCGGUGAUGAGGAUUAUCCACUUUACGAUUCGGACGAUGAUUAUGAUACCGUAGACUCGGAUGAACUGGAGGAGGCGCGCCGCGUCGGUGGUGUGUAUUAUGCCGAGCAAUUGGCCAAGCAUUACCUUCGGAAGACUGGGCGUGCCAUUGCACAGGGUCUUUGGGCGAUUGUUCCCCGGCCCCGGCCUACUGAGAUGCCGCCACCGGAGGCUCGUGGUAUCCAGGUACUCGGCACCCAGCGCAGGUUCAAGCGUUUCCAGGCACCGCCAGGCAAGAGAAUCUUCGUUCCCGUCCGUGUCGAACCUAAAGUCUACUUCGCCGCUGAGCGCACAUUCCUCUCCUGGCUCGAAUUCUCCAUCAUCCUGGGCGGUAUCGCCGCCACACUCCUGAACUUUGGCGUCGACUCCAUCUCGCUGGGAAGCGCUUGGGCCUUUACCAUUCUCGCCGCCGGUGCUCUGGUCUACUCCCUGCUCCUGUACAUCUGGCGCGUGGACAAGAUCCGCAAGCGCCGUGAUGUCAAACGCGUCUACUACGAGAAGUGGGGACCCACUAUCGUCAGUCUGGGUCUCGUAGUCGUUGUACUGGUGAACUUCGGGUUGCGUGUCAAGGCUGGCGGAUUCAUGGCUGGGAAACUCCCGUUGGAUGGGAGACCCCGCCAUGGUGAUGAGCUCUGA
Molecule: messenger RNA, 2412 nt
Organism: Penicillium daleae
Lineage: Eukaryota; Fungi; Ascomycota; Eurotiomycetes; Eurotiales; Aspergillaceae
Gene: vtc4
Product: putative vacuolar transporter chaperone (Vtc4)
Exons: 4
Coding region: 1-2412 (803 amino acids)
Biological process (GO): vacuolar transport; microautophagy; vacuole fusion, non-autophagic
Cellular component (GO): vacuolar transporter chaperone complex; fungal-type vacuole membrane
Source: RefSeq, a predicted model, not a curated record